Messenger RNA from Myxocyprinus asiaticus (Chinese sucker), 4103 nucleotides. Its product is annotated as E3 ubiquitin-protein ligase PDZRN3-B. Gene Ontology annotation, biological process: neuromuscular junction development; protein ubiquitination. The record is from RefSeq and is a predicted model, not a curated record. Gene Ontology annotation, molecular function: protein binding; ubiquitin protein ligase activity. The transcript has 10 exons. Lineage: Eukaryota; Metazoa; Chordata; Actinopteri; Cypriniformes; Catostomidae. The coding region runs from base 131 to 3286 and encodes 1051 amino acids.
CUACUUCACACACUGUGUCCAAGAACUCUUCUAAUGACUUAGCCCGAAGACCGAUUAAACCCCUGUAUAAUUCUGUGGGCGCCCCGUUUAUCUUUUGGAUUUUCCUUUUUUUUUUUUUUUUUUUUCAAAAAUGGGAUUUGAGUUGGAUCGUUUUAAGGGGGCCGUGGACCCAGACUUCAAAUGUAACUUGUGCAAUAAAGUUUUGGAGGAUCCGCUCACCACCCCGUGCGGCCACGUCUUCUGCGCCGGCUGCGUGCUGCCCUGGGUCGUCCAGCAGAGCAGCUGCCCCGUCAAAUGCCAGAGGAUCUCCACCAAAGAGCUCAACCACGUUCUCCCUCUCAAAAACUUAAUUUUAAAGUUAGAUAUCAAGUGUGACAAUCACGCGCGGGGAUGCGAAAAGAUCGUGAAGCUGCAACAUCUGGCGGAGCACGCGGAGAUGUGCGAUUAUUCCCCUGCCAAAUGUAGGAAUAAAGGAUGCAACGAGGUACUGAACCUGAAAGAUAUGGAUGCACACAUGCGUGAGUCGUGUGAUUACAGAGCGGUCGGGAUUUGCGAGAGCGGAUGCGGAUUGAUGCUCUCUCAUAAGGAGCAGAAGAUAAAUAACCAUUGCUGUUUGAAAGCCCUUAAAACGCACAACGGUGCGCUGCAAGGGAAAGUCGUCAAUUUGGAUAAGGAGCUGAAGAAACAAGCGCUUAAAUCGAGUAAAAGAGAGAAAUCACUUUUAGCGCAACUGUCGACGGUUCAUAACGAGCUUCAGAUGACAGCGCUCAAGUAUCAGAAGAAAUUCACCGAGUACAGCGCCAGGAUUGACUCGCUCUCCAAGAGUCUCUCUCCGCCGUGCAAGGGUGGAGAGACCAAAAGUGUCAUGGCAAUACUCUAUCGGGAGUCUGGAUCUUUAGGCUUCAAUAUUGUUGGAGGAAGACCAUGCGUGGAUAAUAAAGAUGGUACUUCGAAUGAAGGAAUUUUUGUGUCGAGGAUUGUGGAAAAUGGACCAGCAGAUAAAGAAGGGGGUUUGCAGAUCCACGACAGGAUAAUGGAGGUCAAUGGCAAGGACUUGUCCAAGUCAACACACGACCAGGCAGUGGAGGCCUUCCGUAUGGCUAAAGAACCCAUUAUGGUCCAGGUGCUACGCAGGGCACCGAGGCCUAAACCUGCAGGUCCAACUGGGGAUGGCCAAGUAGUGGACAUCAGCACCCAGACGGAUAUCACCUUCCAGCAUAUCAUGGCCCUCAGCAAGCUGCCUGCAUCUGCUGCACCUGUGGAUGUACUUGAGCAAUACCUGCUGCCAGAGGGACACUCUCCUGCUCAUGAGUACUUUGAUGCCAACGAUUUCCUAGAGGGCAUGCAGCAUGAGAUAGAGAGAGAGGAGCUGGAAUAUGAGGAAGUGGAUUUAUACAGAACUAAUAUCCAGGAUAAGUUGGGGUUAACGGUGUGCUACAGGACAGAUGAUGACGAUGAGACAGGGAUCUAUGUCAGCGAGAUUGAUCCGAACAGCAUUGCAGCAAAAGAUGGACGAAUUCGUGAGGGAGAUCGAAUCAUCCAGAUAAAUGGCAUUGAGAUUCAGAAUCGUGAGGAAGCAGUGGCUCUUUUAACCAGUGAAGAACACCUAAAUGUGUGCCUGCUACUGGCUCGCCCAGAGAUACAGCUGGAUGAGGGCUGGAUGGAUGAUGACAGAAACGACUACCUGGAUGACCUCCACAUGGAUAUGUUGGAGCAACAGCAUCAUCAGGCUAUGCAGUUCACCGCAAGCAUGCUCCAGCAGAAGAAGCAUGAGGAGGAUGGCGGUACAACAGACUCUGCCACGCUUCUCUCUCAACGGCAUGAGAAGGACAGUGGAGUGGGCCGCACGGACGACAGCACCCGUAAUGAUGAAAGUUCUGAGCAGGAGAACCUAGCAGAUGACCAGACCAACGCCUCCACCACGUUAGGUAGCCGCUGCAUGCUCGCAUAUAGUCAGGACACCCUAGGCAGCGGUGACCUCCCUUUUAGCAGCGAGUCCUUCAUUUCUGCAGACUAUGCUGAUGCUGACUUCUUGGGUGACUUCCCUGCGGACGAAUGUGAGCGGUUUCGGAAAUUGCUGGAGCUCAAGUGCCAGGAACAGAGCGGAAGUCCACAGCAGAGCCUGUUUUGGCCAAGCAGUGACAUAGUUGGCGGGCAGGGCAGUGUAGGCGAGGAGGGUGUGGACAAAGAGUUGGAGCUUCUAAACGAAGAACUUCGCAGCAUUGAGCUUGAGUGCUUGAGCAUAGUAAGAGCGCAUCGCAUGCAGCAAUUGCGCGAGCAGUGCCGUGAACAGUCCUGGAUGCUGCACAAUAGUGGCUUCCGCAACUACAACACAAGUGUGGAUGCAAGACGCCAUGAGCUGGCCGACAUCAGUGAACUCCCUGAAAAGUCAGACAAGGACAGCUCCAGUGCCUACAAUACUGGUGAAAGUUGCCGUAGCACACCACUCACACUAGAGCUCUCUCCCGACAACUCUUUGCGGCGUGGAAAUGAAAAUCAGGCUGAGGCAGGGCCAAGUAGCGCAACUUGUUGUGGCAACAGAAUUCUGAAGCCUCUGCUUUCGCCUGUCCAAGAGGCUUGCAUCCCCAACAGGAGUCGGCCAACAUCGUCAAAAGAGUCAGAGACUGGGUCUCAGCCUGAAAUCAGAGAGCGCACAACAAGCCGCCACACUCAGCCCCAUUCGCCCUACAAACAUGCCCACAUCCCUGCCCAUGCCCAGCACUACCAGAGCUACAUGCAACUGAUCCAGCAAAAGUCAGUGGAGUAUGCCCAAAGCCAGUUGAGCCUGGUCAGCAUGUGCCGGGACCCUGUUGCUUCUGCCGACUUGGGACCCAAGAUGGAGUGGAAGGUGAAGAUCCGCAGUGACGGUACACGCUACAUCACCAAACGGCCCGUCCGGGACAAGCUCUUGAAAGAGCGAGCCUUACGAAUCCGAGAGGAACGCAGUGGAAUGACCACAGAUGAUGACGCCAUCAGUGAGCUGAAGAUGGGUCGUUACUGGAGCAAAGAGGAACGCAAGCAGCACGCCGUCCGUGCCAAGGAGCAGCGUCAGCGCAGGGAGUUUAUGAAGCAGAGCCGUAUGGACUGUCUAAAAGAGCAAGGUGUUAGUGCCGAAGAUAAGAAGGAGCCCACCAUCAUUGAACUGAGUCACAAGAAGAUGAUGAAAAAGCGAAACAAGAAAAUCUUUGACAAUUGGAUGACUAUCCAGGAACUGUUGACCCAUGGUACAAAAUCACCCGAUGGUACACGGGUGUACAACUCCCUGCUGUCAGUAACCACAGUGUAGGCAUCCAUUUUUUUAUAUAAUGAGCUGUAUAUAGGACACUACCGAUUGGGGUAGACAAUCCUGCCUCGUUCAAUGUGGCAACAUGUGUAAAUAGGAAAUAUGAAUGGCUUGUCUGAAGGAACUUUGCCAGUUGCCAAGAAAAGGUACAAUGAGGGUCUCAUUGGAUGGAUUUGUUAAAGUGACAGGAUUGUGUCAUCUUAUUUGCCCUUUUCAUUUCUAUCUUUGAGCUUGCUGUUUUAAAUAUUCUACUAAAGAAGUUAAUGAAAUUUGACCUCUUUAUAAGCUUUUUGAACACAAUACGAAGACAAUGUGCCAUAACAACCAGCAACAUUUAUUGAUUUUCUUUUAUGUUCCAAAAUGUAACGACUGUAAUUAACAGUAUUUUACUUUUUUAUGCAUACAUAUUGCUUAUCAAAGUAAUGCAACUAUUUAGCUUCAUGGUUGUCUCAGAAUUUUUGCCGGGUGUUUUGUAUACUUUGCAGUACUACAGUAUGUUGGGGUUUUAAAACAAAAUAAAAACUAAAAAGGUUUUACAUAUUUUAAAGAAAAGGUGCUGUUUUUCUAAAGGCCAUACUUCAAACAGCUACUGUGUUUUCCAACUGUUACAUUAGAUAUGCAUUAAGCAAAACCAUUUAUUGAAAUCUAAAUCUGUUUGAAUUAAUUUCUGUUGUAGACAAAAAGCCUUUUUGGAUAGGUCUUCAUUGUGUUAUGCCAAGACGAUACAGUUUAACAAAUCAUUAGUUAGAAACACAAUUUGAUGUCUUUUAAAAUGAGAUAAAUAAUAAAUUAUUGUUUUAUAUUUGAUGAGCUUUCAAAA